Messenger RNA from Podarcis raffonei (Aeolian wall lizard), 3376 nucleotides. RefSeq names its product stromal antigen 3 (gene STAG3). Bases 109 to 3255 code for a protein of 1048 amino acids. The record is from RefSeq and is a predicted model, not a curated record. The transcript has 29 exons. Gene Ontology annotation, cellular component: cohesin complex; nucleus; chromatin. Lineage: Eukaryota; Metazoa; Chordata; Lepidosauria; Squamata; Lacertidae. Gene Ontology annotation, biological process: sister chromatid cohesion. Gene Ontology annotation, molecular function: chromatin binding.
GUUGAUGACUGGCUUGAGAGUUACAAGAAAGACAGGGAAUCUGGGUUUCUGGAGCUGUUCAACUUCAUUGUCCACUCCUGUGGUUGCAAAGGUAUAGUGACCCUGGAGAUGCUGAGAGGCCUUCAGAACUCGGAGAUCAUCCAACAACUGACAGAAUCAUUUGAUGAGGGCUCAGCAGAGUACCCACUGUUGUUGAACACCCCAGUCUGGCGGCGGUUUCGGCAGGGGUUCUGUGAGCUGUUGGGAGUUCUUGUGCACCAAACACAACAUGCUGUUCUCUAUGAUGAGUAUUUGAUGGGUAGCCUUGUCGCCCUGCUUACUGGCAUGUCUGACUCCCAGGUGCGUGCUUUCCGCCACACGAGCACCUUGGCAGCCAUGAAACUAAUGACAGGUUUGGUGCGUGUAGCUCUGAGUGUCAGCCUGCAGAAGGACCACAGUCAGCGGCAGUAUGAGGCUGAGCAGGCCAAGGGAUCGAGCUGCCGGGCUCUGGGGAAGCUGGAAGGGCUGCUGGAACAACGCAGAGAGCUCCAGGAGAAACAGGAAGAGCUUGAGAAUUUGAUGAACGCUAUCUUCAAGGGGGUCUUCAUUCACCGCUAUCGGGACCUUAUGCCUGAAAUUCGUGCCAUUUGCAUUGAAGAGAUGGGCCAGUGGAUAGAGCAUUACAGCAACUCCUUCCUGACUGACAGCUAUCUCAAGUACAUUGGCUGGACGCUACAUGACAAGCAGGGGGAGGUCCGGCUCAAGUGCCUUCUUGCUCUGCAAGGACUGUAUCACAGCCAGGAGAGGGCUGCUCGCAUGGAGCUCUUCACCAGUCGCUUCAAGGAGCGAAUGGUGUCCAUGGUCCUGGACAAGGAGCCCCAAGUGGCAGUGGAAGCUGUCAGGCUGCUCACCCUCAUCUUUCAGAAUAUGGAUGAUGUGCUCACAGACUCGGAUUGUGCAAGCGUCUUUCCACUUGUGUAUGCUUCUAACCGUCCCCUUGCAGCAGCCGCUGGCGAAUUCUUGUAUAACAAGUUGUUGGCUCCCACCAUGUGUGCCAGGGGGACGGCAGGGAAGCAGCGCACCCGAGCCGGCUUCCAGCUGCUGCUGGCCUUUUUCAUUGAGAGUGAGUUCCAUGACCAUGCCAGCUACCUGGUGGACAGCCUGUGGGACUGUGCGGCUGCCUUGCUGAAGGACUGGCAGCUGCUGACUGGGCUUCUGCUGGAGGAUCCUCCUGCGGAAGGCCUCGGAGACCGAGAGGAGAACAGCCUCAUCAUGUUCUUGGCAGCCAGUGUGCGGCAGGCCACAGAGGGGCAGCCACCUGUCGGCCGGAUCUCUGGAAAGAAGGUGCUUUCUGCUCGGGAGCGCAAGGUGCAAGUGGAGGAUCGCCUCAGACUCACUCAGCACCUCAUUCCCCUGCUGCCCCUGCUGCUGGCUAAGUUCUCAGCUGAUGCCGAAAAAGUGGUUUAUCUGCUGGAGGUCCCACGCUACUUUGACCUGACUCUUUACAGCAGCGGCCGUCUAGAAAAGCAUUUAGAGCUGCUGCUGGCCCAGCUGUGGGAGGUGAUGGAAAAGCACACAGACUGCGAAGUACUGGAGGCUACUUCCAGGACUCUGCACAUGCUCUGCUCUCCAGAACUGGCUUUCUACAGCCGUGCAGAUUUUGCCCGCAGUCGUCUGGUGGACCAUCUGGCGGAUAAAUUCCAGCAUGAGGAGACUGAACUGUUCCAGUCCCCCGGCUCUCUGGAGAAUGAAGAUGUGUACUGUGUGGCUACCACUCUCAAACGCAUUGCCAUCCUGCACAGUGCUCAUGACCUGACCCCGUGGAAUUUCUUUGAUCCCUGCAUCCGACUCCUGCGCCACACGGUGGACACAGGAGAGAUCCCCAAGCAGGUGGUCAUCUCUGCCAUAUCCUGUUCAUACUUCUCACUCUAUUGGGAGCUGUCCCAUCUCUGUGCCGCCACCGCAGCCUCUGACCCCCUUCCCAGACAGGAGCAGCUGCUCAGCCUGAAGCAAAAAGUGGCUUCCUUCUGCUCCCUCUGUCAGAACUAUCUUGUGGAUGUGGACCCCGGUGUUCAGGAGCAGGCCUUUGUGGUGCUGACUGACCUGCUCGUGAUUUUCGGCCCUCAACUGCCGUAUGGGGGCCACCGCCUGCUCCAGGAGCUGGUGUACGAGCCAGAUGUUGCUUUGCAGUCGCAGCUGGCUGGCUUCCUUGUGGACCACGUCUUCAACCACGACCAGGUCGAAGGCAGCCAGGAUGAGAUGCUCCAGAUUGAGGAACUGCACCAGCGCCGCAAGCUGCUGGCCGGAUUCUGCAAGCUCAUUAUCUACGGAGUCCUGGAGCUGAGUGCUGCCUCAGACAUCUUCAAGCAUUACUCCAAGGCCUACAAUGACUAUGGGGACAUCAUCAAGGCGACACUGAAUGAGACCCGCCAGAUUGACCGGACCGAAUGGGCUCACACGCUGCUCCUCACUCUGCAGCAGUUGCUGACUCAGCUGCUUCUGGAACAGGGACCUGUAGGCGUCCACUCUGCCGCCUUCCUGGAGAUCCGGGAUUUGGCACGGCGCUUCUCUCUGCUCUUCGGGCUGCACCAGCUGCAGAACCGCUCCGCCCUUGUCACUCUGCAUAAGGAUGGGAUAAAGUUUGCCUUCCAGGAGCCGGUGGCCUCUGACUCCAGGCUGGACCUUGUCCACCUGCCCUUCUUGGAGCUGCUGAGCGAGUUUUCUCCACGGCUGGUGCCUCCCGACAAAGCCUUGCUGCUGUCCUAUCUCAAGAAGAUCAGCCAGGCGCACCUGUCCUUCCGACGUGGAGAGGAGCGCCUCUGGGCCUCGCUCCUGGUCUAUCAGCGCUCCCUGAGCCCCCAGGAGGAGGCAGCCCCCUCACCAGAUGUACCUGCUCAGCAGAAGCCUGGACCACCUGCCAAGAGGCGGCACCUGGAUGAGUCCCUUGGGCAUAGCGAUGCCAGUUUCUCCUCCACUUCUGGAAGCCGCCUACAGAGCCCCUUGCUGACAUCCACCACCUUGCGGAAAAAAGGCCACUUGGCUGCCCAGCUGCUGGGCCAGGAGGACUCUGGCUCUGAGUCGGAAUUUGUGCAGAGCCAACCACCGCAGGGGCCACAGCAGGGCCACAAAGCCUCUCGCAGCCAGCCACAGCCCAAGAACCGUGGCAGCCUAGGCUGGCAGCUGGGGCGGCUGACCCUGAUGGAAGUGGGAGAGGCGAUGGUGGAAGAGCCAGAGACCAGUGAGGAGGAGGAGGUCGCCUUUGACAAGGAUUCCUGAGGUGGGCUCUCCCCCUCGCAGUUUCUCAGGGGGCUCUAUGCUGCGCUGCCCCUCCUGGGGUUGGAGGCUUCAGUUGCUUGUUGACAGUGCUGUUUGUCUAAUCGACGAUCUGGUUUUGGUG